AUGGGAAACCCACCGAAUGCAAACCUACGAGAACGAAUGCAAAUCGGCAGACAGCUGAAUAGAAAGACUCCACAAUUAGCAGACAGCGACAGAUACAGCGAAGGCCUCAGAGAUUUGGUCUCGUUCUCUCUCAACUCCGACCCCACCACCCGACCUACAAUGGCAGACAUCCUGCAACAUCCUUACAUCGCGGACUCCGAAGAAGAAUACCCGAUAUCAUCACUCAGCGAGCUUGUUCGCAUAUACUAUCAGUGGUCUCAACGCGGCGGUCAAAGAGUCUCGCUUUUCCAUCCUGGUGGUGCUGCUGCUGCGGAGCUACCAGGCGUCGAGUCUGACGCCGACGAGGACUGGAACUUCAGCACUACCGAUGACUUUGAAAGACGGUUUUCCGUGAUCGACCUCGAUCAGCUCGCCGCCUCUCUCGCCGAGUUUGAACAGGAAAUCAACAACACGGGAGGCCAGAGUCAGCAAGACUCGGGCGAGGACCAGUCGGAUACAGAAUCGACGGAACAGGAUAGGGCCAACUUUGCCGAGCGAGUUCGUCGAGGUGCUGAGGCUAUGGAAGGACUCUUUAAUGAGGAAAAGCCCAGCUACAAGUACGAGACGAAGAACGACUUCGUUCCUAUCCAGAAGCCCCCUCCUGUUUCCGAUUUACCUCUUCGAACCGAGACGGACCGUUCCUCGGUCACUUCAACCUUUAUCGACAUAGACAUUGGCUCUUUCGACUCUUCUCACUAUGCUGCAGGUGUUACCACAGCUCAGCCGUUCCAACUCGCAGAUGCAGAUACCAUUCGCGCGAACAGGUCUAGUGGCCGCCAGAACCGCAGCUCCAAUGAAGGCCGCUCGCGCUCCUCGAGCAGCGAAGUGAGCAGUGAUCUCGAUUCGCAAGACCAAGCUUUCCAGCCGCGGACUGGUCCACGUCCACCCACAAUGGACUGGAAAUUUCCAACAUUCAUGCAACCUAUGGAGGAAGCAGAUCAGGAGACGGACUCCGGCGCCGAAGCGGAAUAUGAAACCGAGCCUGAACAGCAUGACCGUCCCCGCGAUUCACGCUCACUUGUGAUUGAUCAGGCUGAAAAGCGUGCCACGAUGGAGUGGACAUUCCCAGUCAUGACCUCGUCCGCCGACAGUGAAGACGAUAGUGCCAGCGAGAUUAGUCCUUCGACUGGAGGCAGCCGCCACGAUACACUCAAAGCGAUCAGUACGGCGCGUCAGCACGAUGAACCUGAAGACUCGAGACCGUCCACUUCUGCAUCCGCACAGUCAAGCAUCUCUGCAAGCUCCGACACAGACUACGACCCCUUCCGCUUCGACCGGCUCCCCUCACCGUCAGACGACAUGCCCACCCCACAACAAGAAUUCAAAGACCACGACGACUACCCCGUACACCGAUCCUCCGUCAGCUACAACGACUACCCCCGCUCCUCAGUCAUUGAGGGUCCGGGCCCGGACGAGGAAGACACAGAUGCAGACACAGAGGCAGAACCCGCUCCGUCAUGGCAAAACAACAACGCCGCCACCGCUCAAGCCCCAGGCUCAAUCCCACCCCCAAUAUCCAUCCCAGGCCCAGGGCCCGUCCCAGGACAAGCACCUUACACUGAACCCUUCCCCACCGCAAUCCCAUCAAAGGACGUUCCCGUCCCGCAUCCUCUCCGCCCCUUCCCAUCCGCAGACGGAUCACCCAUGUCAGAACCCCUCCAUACAGCGCGCUAUGAUCCACACCAUACUAUUACCUCCACUGCGACUACACUCGCAGCAUCAGAGCAGGCGGAUCCUACGCAAAUGCCCAUUCACUUCCCAGACAUCAUUCCCCCGCGUCUUGACGUGCUCACGGACGGUGCGAGCGAGGCAGCUGUCACAGCCGAGCUGGAUAGGCUACUUGGAGACUUUUUAGAUGCGCUUUCGGCUACCGGCGAGGCGCUUGCAAGGACGAGGAUCUCGCCGCUAGGGAGAAGUGAGAGGGAUCCGUUGGCGGAGAGGUCGGAGUGA
Molecule: messenger RNA, 1989 nt
Organism: Aspergillus calidoustus
Lineage: Eukaryota; Fungi; Ascomycota; Eurotiomycetes; Eurotiales; Aspergillaceae
Source: the annotation of a GenBank genome assembly